Molecule: messenger RNA, 2319 nt
Organism: Suillus subalutaceus
Lineage: Eukaryota; Fungi; Basidiomycota; Agaricomycetes; Boletales; Suillaceae
Product: rab-GTPase-TBC domain-containing protein
Exons: 5
Coding region: 40-1899 (619 amino acids)
Biological process (GO): positive regulation of GTPase activity; endoplasmic reticulum to Golgi vesicle-mediated transport
Cellular component (GO): endoplasmic reticulum membrane
Molecular function (GO): GTPase activator activity
Source: RefSeq, a predicted model, not a curated record
GCAAACCAAAGUAUCCAUCGACCUAGUAAGCUCGCUGCCAUGCUUGACGAAGGCACAAUGAACUGGGAUGCGCUGCGAGCUCAGAGCCUCCGUCCUGGUGGAUUCGGAAAGGAAAGAACACGUGUCUGGUGCGCGGACUCGCUGCAACUGUUUACUAGUUUUCGCCGCGAGCUGCUUAACUUAUCAUAUGCUCACAGGCCUGCCCUUCUCGGAGUCCGCGUUCCGUCAGAACCCCCUCCAUAUGCAGAGGUGUCUCCGGAACCUUCUACAAACGAUCCGCCCCAUCCCGAGGAGCGUCAAGUACGUUUGGACACCGACCGGAGCUUUGUGAUGUAUCCCGUAGGCAAUGCAGACGACGACGACGAAAGUCGCCGAACUGUAUUGCAGGCUUCUCUCAACAGUUUAAUCGUUUCCCUCCUCCGAAAGCGUCGGAAGUUGCACUAUUUCCAAGGAUACCAUGACAUUGUCACUGUUAUUUUACUAACUCUUCCACCAGAGCUUCAGCUCCCUUGUGUAGAAAAGCUUUCCCUCCAUCGAGUGAGGGACUCUAUGGGACCCACGUUAGAGCCUGUAUUGGGACUUCUCCGGAUCACGCGUAAUCUUCUGCGUAUAAUCGACCCUAAGUAUGCAAUGCUGCUUGAGAGCAUUGGACCCCUACCGUUCCAUGCCCUAUCAAACCUUCUCACCCUCUUUUCACACGAGGUACCCACCCUACCCCUUAUUCAGCAUGUCUGGGAUUUUCUACUCUGCCGGGAACCUUUGGCAGUGGUGUGGCUAGCCGUCGCUGUCAUUCUCGUUCGAAAACCUGAUGUUCUUCAAUUAGCAGCAGAAGACGAGGAUGGCAUGAUACACUCAAUUUUGAAUGCUCUGCCUGCACUCAGCGAUGAUCCCGAAACAGAAAAUGCCGUUCCCUCCGAUCAACAUACCCGAUCAGGAUCACUAGAUGAGGAAGAUACAGUUACCUUCAACACGGAGGAGGCGACGCGGCUCUCAGAUACACCCGACGAAAACAUAAGCAACGAGCUUUCUAUAGGACAACCUCAAAUGAUCGAACAGAAACCAGUCCCCUGUUUGACAGAGAAUGGAGCGUUCACAAAUAUCACCGGUGAUCAAGUCGUACGCGGAGAGAGCAAUUUGGCUACUGAUGCCGGCCACUCUGCUGAGAAUUGGGCCAUCCAACCAUCGGAUGAUUCACGCCCCGCGUUAUUCUCAGCUCAACCUCAGGAAACCGAGGAAUGUCCGGCCAUAAUUUCUUCAGAGACUCUCAUCGAUAAUACUGCCAAAACCCCACCGUUCCUUUCUAGGCCGACAUCCCCUACGUCGUCACGUAUAUCGCGUUCUAGUUUCCGCACUGCCUCCCGUUCGCCCUCAUCACCCCCUCAAAAAUUCUGCCGGCCUCCAAUCUCACUUCCGUCCCUGCUAACACACGCCGCACAGCUCCUUGAGGCUUAUCCUCCCACCCUUCCCGAGCUGCGUGUUAAGGACAUACUUGGGCCCAAGAGCGUUAUGCACACGUGGAAACCUCCCCAAGAUAGUUUCUCCACACAAUGCGGCAAUGAACUUGAUGACGAGGCAGAGAGCUGGGUUGGGAGCCCUGACGUUGUUGUCCCGUUUAUGGAAGAUGAGGAUAUUGAAAGCGAAAAUGAGCGAAAGACAAAGUCACGCACAGGCCCCGUGACAAGGCACCGGAGACUCGUUCUCCUUCACCGCCUGCGUCUUCGGCUCGGACUGCUUACCCCUACAGAAAAACGAAUACUUUUGCUAGGUGCGGUAGCGGCAGUUGGCUUUGCCGUUGCCUUUCGGCAGAACAAGGGCUUUUUAGACACGAGGAAAGGGUGGAUAACAUGGGCAUGGGCAUGGGCAUUCAGCGGUGGAAUUCGGUUUAGAACUGUAGAAUGAAUCACACCAUAAAAUAUCUGUGCAUCGUAUCACAUAUAAUCACUGGACAACUUGGCAUUUUUAUGGAACACUUACCUAGUCUUCAAAUGUCAGGAACCUCGAUCACAGGCGUAGCAUUCUGAUCAACUCGCGCGGGAAGUUUUUAUUUUGGAUAGAUUUUAUGAUUACGGACAAGUUUUACUGCUGGCGAUGCUGCAACAGUUCAGGAUUCCAUUUCGAUUGUGGCGUUGUGACUGUGAUCACGAAGUCUCCCUUCCACAAAAACUCGAUCGAACAUGAUUCUGGCAUACCGAAGCCGUUCCUUCACACGUUUUCGCAAUCACUAACAGUUGGUGCACUGAAAACUGGUGUCUUAUCGACAGGAAGUUGAGGUGAUAUCUAAUACCAUCAGAACGUUGACAACACAUCUUUUAGCUAUGC